AUGGCGGCCCGGAAGCCCAUCUUCAACCAGCAGGUUCUCUACGACACCACCCCCCUUCCGGACUCGAUCCCCUCGGUCAAGGAGGUCGGUGCGACCUCCGCGCCUCUUCUUUCGGCUUCAUUCUUUAUCGGCGCCCGAUGCCGACCGUACAACGAUGAUUACAUGCAAUGCAAGACCGAGAACCCCGGAAAGGGCGAGGCAGAGUGUCUCAAGGAGGGCCGCAGAGUAACUAGAUGCGCCGCCAGCGUGGUUGACGAUAUCAACAAGCACUGCUUAGAAGAAUUCCGCAAGCACUGGCAAUGUCUGGACAACAACAACCACCAACUCUGGCAGUGCCGAAAGGACGAGUGGAAGCUGAACAAAUGCGUCUUCGACAACCUGAAACUUGAGAAGUCAAUCCCCGACGUUGCAAAGGACCAGAUACCCGUCCAUCUCCGAACAAAGCAAAUCUAUGCACACUACCCUAUCCUGAGAGAUCGCGGCCAACCGCCCUUCGGAAAGUCUAUCGACCCACCUUCAACACAGGCCCAAGCCAGCGCGCCACCCUCGUGA
This is a messenger RNA of Anthostomella pinea, 552 nucleotides long. Lineage: Eukaryota; Fungi; Ascomycota; Sordariomycetes; Xylariales; Xylariaceae. The record is from the annotation of a GenBank genome assembly.